GCCCGUUCAUUUCAUUUGAUCUAUUAGCCUAUUCAUGCACUUGAGCUAUUCAUAAUUUAAGAUAAUUUUGUUGAAAUGGUAUGACUGGUUACAAAUACAUUUUAUUUAUUGUAAGCGUUCAGAACGCUGGAUCGUUCGUCUUUUGGAACUCGGAGGCGCGUCCUAGUGCGCCCCUGAAUUGCUGUCUAUGUAGGCAGCUGACUAGGAUUUAAGACACAGCCAUUUCAGAAAGCGUCUCUGGCACAUGGGCUUUAUGAGAUCGCUCGCUCAGAAGCGUUCUAACGGGACGAGCCGAGGCGGUCACUAAUCCGCGUCUUACAGGCGUCCGCUCUUACAUGCCACAAUAACGACAACAGCAGCAGGCAAUCAUGACUAUAGACGCGCCCGUUAUUUUGUCCGCACUUUUCUUUACGAUUAUUGCCAUUAUAGUUGCAUCGGCGUUCCUGGCGAAAAAAACUGCGCAAAAGAAAGAACAGAAACAGCAUGAGAAAUCCGAGCGGGUUACCGAGUAUCACCAGCCCAUAGUAGAGCAACCAGCUCCAGUACAGAAGGAGGCGAUUAUUGAAAAGAAAAGGGAAGAACCCGUUCCUGUCGCUCCUGUCGUAGAAGCUGAAGUCAUCCCCGUGCAACAAACACCUGUACAGGCAGCUCCUGAGCCUGAGCCUGUACACAAAGAUGUCACAGCAUCUGCACCUGUGGAAGAGCCCAUCCCUGUGCCAGAGCCUGAGCAAGUACCCGCCUCGUCACCAGAACCAGUGGCCGCACCAGUGGAAGAGCCAGUGCCUGAACCAGUGAAGGAGUCUGUCCCAGAACCAGAACCAGUGCCUGAACCCGUCCCCGAGGUGCCCAUCCCUGAACCAGCAUCUGAACCCACCCCAGAACCAGUUUCUGUACCAACCCCUGAACCAGCACCUGCACCCAUCGCAGAGCCAGCGUCCGCACCAGCCCCUGAAGCAGCGCCUGUGCCCGUCCCGGAGACCUCACCAGCAGCCAAAUCUCUUCCAGAGGUCCUAGAGAAUAAUGAUGUUGCAGCUGCUUUACUGACAGAUGAGGUCGAGACCCCCGCAGUCGUGCCCGGUAAUAAGAGGACCACCAAGUUUGAGAAGAGAAUGACCGAGGAGGAGAUGGAAGAGGAGCAGAGAGAUGCUGAGUAAGCAGAAGUCGGAGCAUGUGGGGGGAAAAAUGCUCUCUAUAAUGAACCAAAUGAGGACCUUCGAGGAGUGACUUUGUGCUUUUUCUUCUUUUUUUCUUCUUUGAUUUCGGCCUGUGAAUACCUUCUUAAAGCAAAAUGCCAAAGAACAUAAGAUUAUCCUUUUUUUUACAGUUAGGUACAACUAUAUACUAUAGCCCUUUAAAACCUAUUAAAAGCAUAUUAAAACACUGUGAUGUUAUAGUUUACAUACAGUUCAUUUAGUGUACGAUUCAGAUACUCUUUUGCAAAGGAAAGAGAGGGAACUUCUUUCUUAGAUUUGAAUAAGGAAUUCAGAAAUUGGGAUUUCUCAUGACCUGAAAUAAUCUUGUGCCUUUGUUGAGCGUCAUGUGUUCUUGAGUCAGCCAAUCAGCAUUCAGUCUCGCAUUCUGCCCAUCCUGCUCUUCUGAAAUGCCAUCGCACGCUCUUGUGGACUCGCACAGCUAUGACCAUCACAGGCUGAUGGAAAAGUGCUUGCACUGCAGACUCUGACAUGUACAUGAUGAAAUGUAGAAACCAUGUGGAUUUUUGUUGUUGUUGUUGUUAUUGUUUUUGGAUGUUAUGUUAAAAAAUUAGGUGAAUCUCAUCAAAUAUAAAGAGGGACAUUUCAUACCAGAAUCAGAAGAGAAUGGAUAAGAAGUUAUAAUUUGCAUAAAGAAAAAUAAAGCCUAUUUUUAGAACUAUUAUGAUUUGUUUGCAUUCUAAAAAAAGUAAUAUUUUACUGUAAUAAAUAUGGUGAUACAUUUAAUUAUUGGUAAUACAACAGAUGCUACCACGUGUAGGCUACAUGCUUUUUUCUGCGCUAUUGUAAAGAGAAUAUCAUUUUGAUUUUGCAGUGAAAUGUGACUUUGAUAGGGUUUUGUGAGAUUCACCCUAAUGGCUUUUGUAAUAUCAAUAAAGAGCCGAAUUUGAUGAUUGACCAUUGUGGCAUUAUUUCU
This is a messenger RNA of Sinocyclocheilus rhinocerous, 2127 nucleotides long. RefSeq names its product FILIA-N KH-like domain-containing protein. Lineage: Eukaryota; Metazoa; Chordata; Actinopteri; Cypriniformes; Cyprinidae. The record is from RefSeq and is a predicted model, not a curated record. The coding region runs from base 369 to 1154 and encodes 261 amino acids. The transcript is spliced from 4 exons.